AUGUCGUUCACCCAAGCCGCUAUGGCGGCAGCGGUAACUGCUGCCGUUACCGCCGCCGACAACGGGACUCAUGAUGAACCGAACCCCUCUGAUCCACGCAAAUCAACACGGAACAUAUACACACAGCUUGUGAUUAGUUCGGCCUUGGGGAUAACUGCUUUUUUAGCGUUCUGUCUUCUGCGGCCGAAAUGGACGGAGUUAUACGCGGCUCGAAGGCGACAGCGCCGUGCGGCCCUACACCUACCGGAGCUCCCUGAUAGUUUCUUCGGAUGGAUUCCGGUGCUGUAUCACAUAACUGAAGAGCAGGUCUUGCAAUCUGCGGGGUUGGAUGCGUUUGUUUUCCUCUCCUUCUUAAGAUUUGCGAUCCGAUUCCUAUCAACCGUUUUUGUUUUUGCCGUGGUUGUCCUUCUUCCAAUUCAUCACAGCUACACGGGGAAGUGGGGCCUUUUGGACUGGGACAAAGAUCUUGAUAAUAGCAAGGAUAAGAAGAAGGACUUUUCCAAGGAUCCGAAGUAUCUAUCGGCAUAUGUGGUCUUCGCCUAUAUUUUCAGCGGCCUUGCUGUAUACAUGCUUCUUCAAGAAACCAAGAAGAUUAUCAACAUCAGGCAGAAAUACCUCGGUGGCCAAACAAGCACCACUGACCGGACAAUCCGGUUGUCAGGAAUUCCUCCUGAAAUGGGCACUGAGGAAAGUAUCAGAAAGUUUAUUGAAGGGUUGCGUAUCGGAAAAGUGGAAAGCAUCACCCUUUGUCGAAACUGGAGUUCUCUGGAUCAUUUGAUUGAGGAGCGCGUCAAGGUCUUGCGGAAUUUGGAAAAGUCUUGGGUCAAAUAUCUGGGCUACAAACGGGUCAAGAAAGCUGGCGACACGUUACCAUUAAGGCAUCAGCAGCCGCCUAAUUCAACCUUAUUUUCGGAGGACGACCCCCUUCUCUCGAAUGAGCAGGAAGACUCAUAUGAUCAUGCUGGAAAUCGACCGACGGUUCGCAUCUGGUACGGCCGUUUCAGAUUACAGUACCGGAAUGUUGAUGCCAUCGACUACUACGAGGAGAGGCUCCGCAGGCUCGACGAGCAGAUUCAGGACGCGCGUCAGAAGGAGUACCCGCCCACUGAGCUUGCAUUUGUGACCAUGAAAUCUAUCGCUGCUGCGCAAAUGCUGGUCCAGGCUAUUCUCGAUCCCCAUCCUAUGCAGCUUCUCGCCCGGCUGGCUCCUUCCCCAGCGGAUGUUGUUUGGAAGAACACAUACAUGCCACGGUCAAGACGAAUGCUGCAGUCAUGGUCUGUCACUAUAGCUAUCGGCUUUCUGACUGUUUUCUGGUCAGCACUAUUAUUUCCUAUCGGAACUCUUCUGCAACCGGAAACCCUCGGAAAGGUGUUCCCUCGGUUAGUUGAAAUUCUGAAAGAGCACCCUCUGGCAAUGUCACUUGUCCAGACUGGUCUUCCCACUCUGGCUUUCUCGCUGUUGACUGUUGCUGUGCCCUAUAUUUAUAAUUGGCUCGCAAACCACCAGGGGAUGAUAUCUCGUGGGGAUAUUGAACUGUCCGUGAUCUCGAAGAGUUUCUUCUUUUCAUUCUUCAACCUGUUCGUCAUCUUUACGGUCAUCGGGACUGCUACCAACUUCUACGGCCUUUGGGAGCACCUUCGAGACAGGCUGAAAGAUGCGAACACCAUUGCGCUUGCUCUCGCCAAAUCCCUAGAGGGCCUUGCUCCAUUCUAUACAAACCUUCUCAUUCUCCAAGGCGUGGGUUUGUCGCCACUCCGGCUCUUGGAAUUCGGCAGUGUGCUCAUGUACCCCAUCAAUUUCUUGACCGCUAGGACGCCGCGGGAUUUUGCCGAGCUCUCUGCGCCACCCACAUUCAGCUACGGUUACUCAAUCCCACAGACGAUUUUGAUCUUGGUGAUCUGUGUGGUUUACAGUGUAUUCCCAAGCUCGUGGCUGAUCAGCUUUUUCGGUCUGAUCUACUUUGUACUUGGCCACUUCAUCUACAAGUAUCAACUGCUCUAUGCUAUGGACCACCGACAGCACUCUACAGGGCGAGCAUGGCCGAUGAUCUGUAGCCGAGUCCUCGUGGGCUUGGUAGUCUUUCAGCUAGCUGUAGCUGGAACACUUGCUCUUCGCGCCGCCAUCACCCUGUCAUUGUUGACCGUUCCCUUGCUGGCUUCGACCGUGUGGUGUUCAUACUACUUCACGCAGUUUUACGAACCCUUGACGAAGUUUAUAGCUUUGAAAAGUAUUUACAAUGAUGCUGUUGCGUCGUCUUCCGGGGACCUUUCGCCUGUUGGAGAGAUUGGAGGAAAUAACUCGGAGUCCGCGUCCUCCACCUUCUCCCCGCCACUGGGACUCGACAGAGAUUCACUGCCUGUACGAGUUGGCAAUCAAGUGCUGGGUCUGAAGCUCAGGAAGUACCUAAACCCUAGCCUCAUACUGCCCCUUGAGAGUGCGUGGCUUCCCGGGCGUAAUCCUAUGCCUGAGCUUCAGGAAGGGUUCGAAUAUUUUCAUGUCCCUUCCCACGUAUAUAGAGAGGCCAGAAGGGACGAUGAGGACCCGAACAAUGUUGCUGUCUAA
Aspergillus calidoustus is the source of this 2562-nucleotide messenger RNA. The record is from the annotation of a GenBank genome assembly. Lineage: Eukaryota; Fungi; Ascomycota; Eurotiomycetes; Eurotiales; Aspergillaceae.